Molecule: messenger RNA, 897 nt
Organism: Vanderwaltozyma polyspora DSM 70294
Lineage: Eukaryota; Fungi; Ascomycota; Saccharomycetes; Saccharomycetales; Saccharomycetaceae
Gene: RSM24
Product: mitochondrial 37S ribosomal protein mS35
Exons: 1
Coding region: 1-897 (298 amino acids)
Biological process (GO): mitochondrial translation
Cellular component (GO): mitochondrial small ribosomal subunit
Molecular function (GO): structural constituent of ribosome
Source: RefSeq, a predicted model, not a curated record
AUGUUCAGUAGAAUAACAGUACGUCACAUUGGUAGUGCUUCUAAAGCUCUUAAGAGGACUCCAAAGUCACUUAAUAAUUUGCCUUUGUAUACUGAACCUGCUAAAUGGAAAGGGUUACCUGCUGAAACUAUUUUUAGUUUGUAUAAAGAAAGAAUGGUAAAACUGGGAUCUGAAUAUAAACCAUGUAAAGAAGAAUUAGAUGCAUUGAUUUCCACUUCUGAACAUACUGGUGUUUCUCCAGGGAAUAUCAAGAAUUUGUAUUAUAAAGGUGAACAAGCUGCUAUUGAUAUCAAUGGUGGUGAAGGGAAUUCAGAUGAAGUAAUUCAACCUUUCGAAUAUGAUGAAUUGCCUUCUCCAGCUCAGGAUCUUGUUGACCAACAUAGAGAGCAAAGAUUUUACAAUAGGUUAGCUGCAUAUGAAUUACCUUUAUUGGCACAAUUCCGUCAAGAAUAUAAACCUCCUUCUAAAAAGCAAUUUCCAGUUACUUAUCGUUAUACCACUUAUAUUGGUGAAGAGCAUCCUGCUGAAAAGAAGGUUGUUUUAAGAGUCAAUUCAAGUAGCCUAGGUUUGAACAGUAAGCAAUUACAUAAGUUCCGUCUAUUGGCAAAAACUAGAUACGAUCAUAUUACUGAUGUUUUUAAAAUGUCAACUGAAAGAUUUCCAGAGGCUUCACAAAAUGCUCGUUAUUUGAAUGAUGUACUACAAAAGCUUCUAAAAGAAGCUAAAGAUAUAUCUAAAGAUGACUUCAGUGAUGUUCCAUUAGAUACAAGACAUACAACUGCUAAAAUGUUACGUAAGAAAAAACACAAUUACAAGUUUCCUGAAGAAUGGAACCGUCCAGAAGAUGCCCCACAGAAAACAAUUAACUUGGCUCACAUAUUUCAAAAAGAUCUGUAG